AUGCCUGUCGCACUAGCACCGAAUCCCGAUCCUGUGUUUUACUUGAUCGGAGAUGAAGUAUCAACAGCAAAGUCUGUAACUGUUGAUUCCAAAUGGAAGAUCGAAGACGUCAAGCGUGCUGUGGGCGCUGCUUUUCACGUUGCUGCACCACUUGGCCUGACCUUCCAUGGAGAAAAUGAACAAGAACUCUUGUCAGUGGACGCAAUACUUUCUGCACCCUCACAAACUACACCUAUUGGCCUCCGCGUUGAUGGCCAGGCAGUCCAGAGCCCCCAGGGGCCCGAGGGUCUUCCACUCGUGGGUAGCUACUAUGAGAUCUUCCCGGACCACUUGGGCAACCACUACCGACUCUUCCGCAAGUACGGCCAUGUUAUCAAGACUACCAACAUGGGAAAGACAACAUACCUGACUGAUAGCCCUGAAGUGGCAGCCGUCGCUCUAAUGGAGUCAGUCUACAUGACCAAGAAGAUUAAUGAGAACCACCCUCUCUGGGGUGUCAAGGACAACACAGCCAUCUUCAUCGGAGAUACCGAAACCGAGAACUGGCGUUUGGCUCACAAGUUCUUGCCACCAGCGAUGGGUCCCAAAGCGGUGCGUCACUAUACCCCGUUGAUGCAGGAGUGCGUGCGCAAGUCCUUUGCGGUCUUUGAUGAACUCGAUGCUCGUGGCAAGUCCUGGAACGCCUACCAGUACAUGGUGAAGCUAGCAUCACAAACCAUCGGAAAGUUCUCUCUGGGCACCGACUUCGAACACUUCACCGAUGUUGACGCCCCUUUGCACCCAAUCGUCACCAACAUCGCCAGUCUGCUAUCCCUCAAUAAGAAGAUCACUUCCCGAGGUGAAUGGUACCGCCACCUUCCCUUCGGCGAUCCUGCCCGUCUCAAGGUUGUUCAACGUACAAUCUACUCCCUUCUACAGGAGAAAAUCGAUUUAGUUAAGGGUUCCGGCAUCGACGGAAUGCCCAUGAACCAAGCUGCAGUUGAAGCCUCUUGCGUAGUCGACUACUUGCUCAACACCGUCGACGAAUCUGGCCAAAAGUUCCCUGAAGGCUUGAUUGUUGCAAACAUGCUCAUCGUUACCGGUGCCGGCUUCACGACCACCUCUGCCCUGAUGUCAUGGCUCCUUUAUUGCCUCGUCACCUACGAAGGCGCCCAAGACCGCCUCUACGAGGAAUUGUGUGAGCGCGGUGUCGCCAACACCGAUAAGCCCGUUGACUGGACGCCUGAGUUUGCCCAUAGCCUGACCUUCCUCGACUGCUUCGUCAAGGAGACCCAGCGUCUGCACAACGCCUCCUUCCAGCCUGGCCGCACGACAAAAACUGAGGUCGUCCUUCCCGGCGGAUACCGCCUACCUCCCGACAGCGUCAUCGUCCCCAACCUAUACUCUAUCCACACAAACCCAGAAGUCUGGCGUGAUCCUUUCCGCUUCGAUCCCGAUCGCUGGACUACCGAAGAGACUAAGAACAAGCAUCGUUGCGCUUACAUUCCUUUUGCUACGGGUCCCCGUGGCUGCAUUGGAUUCAACUUUGCGCUGCUCGAGGUUAAGAUCUUGUUGUCUGAGCUUGUCUCGCGCUAUGAGUUCACUCGUGAGGGCCUUGAGGCUGUCGAGUAUGAUCCUGAAUUCCAGUUGAUUCGGCCGUUGAACUUCUAUGUUCGCGCUAAGAAAAGAACUGCUACUGCUUAG
Messenger RNA from Penicillium griseofulvum, 1683 nucleotides. Its product is annotated as cytochrome P450. Bases 1 to 1683 code for a protein of 560 amino acids. Gene Ontology annotation, molecular function: oxidoreductase activity, acting on paired donors, with incorporation or reduction of molecular oxygen; monooxygenase activity; heme binding. The record is from RefSeq and is a predicted model, not a curated record. The transcript is spliced from 2 exons. Lineage: Eukaryota; Fungi; Ascomycota; Eurotiomycetes; Eurotiales; Aspergillaceae.